AUGAUUCACUUUACCCCUCUUCCAACGACAUCAUCUUCUGUUCUCGCGUUACCAACCUGCCACCACCCUCUCUCACAAGAAUCCUCACGCAGCCCCUCCCACGGAACAUCCGGACUAAUGCCGCGAUAUCUGCAGGUCAAACGCACUGUUAAGCUCAUCACAGAGCAAAAUCCGACGGAAAAGACUUCUGAAUUUGAAGGCUUGCCUGUCCGCCGAUGGUCGAUUGAGGUUUAUCUUCUGAAUGAACAUGGGGAAGAGGUCCCCGCGACGCUGUUCAAUGAAGUGACAUAUAAUCUCCAUCCUAGUUUUGGCGAUCGCGCUGUUCAAACUUUCAAGUCUCCGCCAUUCAGAAUUGAAGAGGAAGGAUGGGGAGAGUUCGAUAUGCAAAUUAAGUUUGGUGCACCAGAUAAAGAGCACGUCGUCAACCAUGAUUUGAACUUCCAGCAGAAUAGAUACGAGUCGAAGCACGUUCUUACUUUUAGAAACCCUAAGCCGGCCGUCCUGUCUGCACUUCGGGAGUUUGGGCCCGUCCCAGGUGAUGAAAAUGGCCUCAAGUCGAAGCGUGCGCAGGACGACAGUUCAAAGAAGAAGAAGCGCGUUGAUAAAAAUAUCGAUAUGGAGAGACUCGCCGACGGCUUGCAAAAACUUGGGGAGGAUGAUCUCCUACAGGUUGUCCAGAUGGUCCACGAUAAUAAAUCGCCUGAUUCUUACACCAAGAAUGAUAUUGAACAGGGCGAAUUCCACGUUGAUCUCUAUACCCUGCCUGACAGCCUUAUCAAGAUGCUCUGGGACUUCUCCCAAGAAAAGGGAGUUGUGUGA
This is a messenger RNA of Uncinocarpus reesii 1704, 819 nucleotides long. RefSeq lists its product as uncharacterized. The record is from RefSeq and is a predicted model, not a curated record. Gene Ontology annotation, biological process: chromatin remodeling; regulation of transcription by RNA polymerase II. Gene Ontology annotation, cellular component: Swr1 complex; NuA4 histone acetyltransferase complex. Bases 1 to 819 code for a protein of 272 amino acids. The transcript has 6 exons. Lineage: Eukaryota; Fungi; Ascomycota; Eurotiomycetes; Onygenales; Onygenaceae. Gene Ontology annotation, molecular function: histone binding.